CUCACGUUCAACAUGGCUACUGCUGAUGUCGAAGACGAUUUCGAAGCGCUCGAACCCACGGUUAAAAAUAUAAUCGAUCAGAAAACGCUGCGUUGGGUUUUUGUCGGCGGAAAAGGAGGUGUCGGCAAGACAACUUGUAGGUUAGUCAUGAGGUUUUUUUAAUGUGUUCCACAAAGAAAAUAUAUUUAGCGCCACGAUAAUGAUCAGUACUAUGCUUCAAAAAUAAGCUCAAAUUUUCCUUGUAAAUUAAGCUUAAUAUGUAAGCUUAUUGUCUGUGUAUACAAUUUUUGUUUGAAUGAAUAUGUGUCUUAAGUCAAAGUUUGUUACCAGAUGUCGUCGGUUUUUCGGUUAGGAUCUCAGUUUGAAAAUAGCAUAAGAGAGAAUAGUAAAAAGGUGUAGUUAAAAAAUUAUUUCUUUACAAGCAGGAACGUGUUAGCUUCUUAUUUAUUUAUUUAUUUAUUUAUUUGAUAUUUGCACAUUUUAAAAGAUUUUUGUAUUUAAUCUUUAUUUGAUUUAAUUAUUUAAUUUAAUAGCCUUUAUUUUUCAUGGCUUCAAUGGGAAUAGCAUUGGCCAUGGGCCGGGGGAACACAGCAUUUUUUAUUGAAACGCCUGCAUAAUUAAUAUGUGGGGCUGUGUGGUAAUUUUCUUCUUAUAGGAAGUGUACUUAUAUCAUGAUCAUAAUUCCCUCACCCACAUCACAGUGUGCGAAGAACUUUGCUAUUGAGCUCAUGAAUCUGGUUCUUAACUUGCUUAAUGGGCAAGUGAAGUUUUUUCAGGACUUCAAAUUACAUAAGAACUGUGUAAUCAAUCCUGCUCAUCAGAACGUUUUUGGGGCUAGUUGAAAUGAAUUUUUGGCUAGUACAUGCUAGCUACAGCUUGCCUGAAUGGCAAGUUGCAAAACUGACGUUCUUUGCACCCUGCAUCUGCAAUGUCAAAGUAUACAGAGUUAUACAAUACAACCAUCAAAACUGUACAAGAAAAUGAAGAAAAAUCCAAGUGACCAUAGCAUAAUGCCCCCAUCAGAUCGAAACUUCAACAUCCUUUGCAAGCAACCUCCCAGGCAAUAAAAUAUUAAAGGGCAGCCUUGUGCAAAUUUUUGUUGUUGUAAGGCUGACAUUAAUACACAUGGCCAAACUUAAAUUUCUUGUGUGCGCAGAAGCAGUGGACAACAGUUUACAAUGGAAAUUUAUAAAGAAAUGUGGGAUGAAAAUCAGCAUGGUGUUCAAUGUACCUGGACAAUUUGUUCGGUCUGAGACUGAAAGGUUGAAUUCUUUAAAUCUCAGUUUUGGCAAACUUAAACUCCUAUCCUCAAAUUUUUGCACUUCCCAGAAUGGAGAUAAAAAUGCCAAAAACUUACCUUUUUCUUCCACACGAUUCCUUUGCAAAUGGAGCACUGCUGCCUUGAUUAACCUCGCUAAUUGAGACAGCUUCAUUGGAAAACUCUCAGAUGUUCAUUUUAAAACUUCAAGUUGAGAGUUUUAUCUUUCUUUAGUGAGUUUUUCGUCAUCUGAAAAAGCAUAUUCUUCCUUCCUAUGUUUUAAGAAUUUGUUGUUAAUUCUAUAGUAAAAGCGCGUCUACUACACGGUUGUAAUCUAAGACCUUCUUAUCUUGGCCAAAAAUCAUCCAAAUUUUCUCCAAAACCUCUCAUUUGAAAGCUUAUUUCAUAGGUUUUUCAUCGCCAUUUCUCGUCUUAGCAAUAUUUUUUAUCAGUGUCUUUUAUUUGACCUCAAACAACUAUAUAUUUGACCACUUGAACGUUUCAAACAUUUUGAGCCCAGAAUUCACUAUAAAAACCAACGGCUCUGACCAUUGCAUGACAGCAUGAAUGUAAGUCACAGAAAGUUUGACGUACGAGAUUUCUGGCCAUGGAUGAUGUAUGUUUGUAGUGGUAAAAUUCCCUACCAAAGUACAUAGUAGAUUUGGUGAUCAAAAUGCCCUAAUUUUGCAUUUGAAAUUGAGAUCUCCGGUUUACAAAAUAAAUCAACUUCCAUGUUUUUUUUGCUGCUUGAUAAUGAGACAGUUGACAGCCUUGAGACAGCCUUUUCAACCAUUUAAGAUUAACAGAAUUUUGGUAGGGGGAAGGGAUGCUGAGGGUUUUUUUUACAUCAAGAUUUGCAGGGCUUAAAAAAAUUCAUGUCCAGUUGUCCGGGACAUCUAGAUUUUCUUGCAAGGCUUGCAAGUAACUUUUAAAGCUUCAUUGCCCAAUGGGCAAGGUUCCAGGCAAUUAAGUAAUAUUCUCUCAAAAAUAAUCAUAAAAUAAGACAAGUAAGAAGUGGCCCUGGGCAAGUAAAAUGUGAGUGCUGCUUACACAAAGAACAAGCUUUAAAUCAAUUUUUUCCAAGCCCUAGAUUGGCACAUAAUUUACCAAGGACCAAAUCAUGAAGGAAAAAAAACUAAUUUUGUAAGAACAAGAGUGUCAAUACUGCAACAGCGUUGAGUGAAAGCUGGCACCUUUUUAGAUCAAGCUUUCUUUGAAAAGAAUUAUUUGACAUCACUGUUCUUUCAGACAUACAGUAUCAAGAAGAUAGCUUUGUGUGCUGUUCAGUUUAACAAAGCAGUACCCUUUUCUUUUUUUUUUCAGUUGUAGUAUUGCCCUUCAGCUAGCCCAAACAAGAGAAAGUGUACUAACAAUAAAAAAAAAAGUGACUUAUCCCGGGGAACUUUGCUAUCUAAACAGUUCAUGUAUUAGAAAAAAGCAUUACUUUAAUGUUUAUGAGUUCCUCAAGGAAUAAAUUCAUGCUUUUGUAGCAAAACUCGGUAACGGAUGUUCCUGUUGGUUUCCGUCCAUCAUGUUGGUGCUCAUCCAGAUGGACACCAGCAUGGCUUCUACAUACAAAUCUCUGUUGUGGUUCAAUUUUAUCCUUGGUUUAAUUUUUAUUUUCUUUUGUUUAUAAGCAUUGAGUGCAGCAUUGAGUAAAAGCUGGCACCUUUUUAGAUCAAGCUUUCUUUGAAAAGAAUUAUUUGACAUCACUGUUCUUUCAGACAUACAGUAUCAAGAAGAUAGCUUUGUGUGCUGUUCAGUUUAACAAAGCAGUACCCUUUUCUUUUUUUUUUCAGUUGUAGUAUUGCCCUUCAGCUAGCCCAAACAAGAGAAAGUGUACUAACAAUAAAAAAAAAAGUGACUUAUCCCGGGGAACUUUGCUAUCUAAACAGUUCAUGUAUUAGAAAAAAGCAUUACUUUAAUGUUUAUGAGUUCCUCAAGGAAUAAAUUCAUGCUUUUGUAGCAAAACUCGGUAACGGAUGUUCCUGUUGGUUUCCGUCCAUCAUGUUGGUGCUCAUCCAGAUGGACACCAGCAUGGCAUCUACAUACAAAUCUCUGUUGUGGUUCAAUUUUAUCCUUGGUUUAAUUUUUAUUUUCUUUUGUUUAUAAGCAUUGAGUGCAGCAUUGAGUAAAAGCUGGCACCUUUUUAGAUCAAGCUUUCUUUGAAAAGAAUUAUUUGACAUCACUGUUCUUUCAGACAUACAGUAUCAAGAAGAUAGCUUUGUGUGCUGUUCAGUUUAACAAAGCAGUACCCUUUUCUUUUUUUUUCAGUUGUAGUAUUGCCCUUCAGCUAGCCCAAACAAGAGAAAGUGUACUAAUAAUUUCUACAGAUCCUGCUCACAAUAUUUCAGAUGCAUUUGAUCAAAAAUUUAGCAACAUUCCUACAAAAGUGAAAGGCUGUAAUAACCUUUUUGCUAUGGUGAGUGUGAGUAAACUGCUAAGUUUGUCUUCAAAAUCUAAGAUCAUAUCAGUAUAAAAAUUUGUUUCUUCAUAGUAAUAACCUUUUUUUUCUCAUGGGAUGAUGGAGGUUAAUUACAUAUAGUUUGAACCCACCCCUCCUUCCAACAUACAUACACACAGACACCACUCCUCUGGAGAUUACAGCUUAGUUUCAUAUUUUUCCUACUUACUUUCCUCCCUACCCCUCUGGUUUUCGAAUAAGCCUCCACGAGGUGGGCAUGUGAAUAUCUUUUGCAUAACUACCUAUAUAAAUACUAGACUCAAAGCUUCCAUGCACCAUCUAAAGGGGCCAAGAUUUGAUAGUUUGCUCAUGAUGGGUGAUUCCUGAUUACUUGCAAGAACUGGUCACAUGUAGAGGUGCAACUGUACUAUCAAUACAGGCCAACCCGAAACAAGGGUGAAUAUCACACUAAAAUAAUAUUUAUUAUAUUACAGUGUUUAUUUUUAAAUUUUCUUUAGUUAACAGGAUUUCUCAUUAUUAUUUCUCAUUAUCUUUUCAUUAUACUUAACCAUGAUAGUCCUCUUGGAAGCAGAGUACAAUAAACAAUUUUUUUUGCUUUAAAAAAGCUUUCAAAUUGUGAAUGUUAAAUGAAUUUUCAUUUAAAUACCAUUGCAGGAAAUAGACCCUAACAUUGGAUUUUCUCAUCUUCCUGAUGAUGUUUUUGAUGAACCAGGUACACCGUAAAAUAAUUAAAUUAAUACCUUUUUACACAAAAUCUCUGCUUCUUGACACUUGACAACAGCCGUGAAAUUGCACCCGUUUUGGGAAACAAAAUUACUGUACAUGUACUUUUUCAAGGGACAGUAAGGAGGGGGGCGUAAGGGUUUGCGGUGAUGCGGUUUUGGGUUAUUUUUGGUGCGGUUUUGCGGUAAUUUUUAUUUCAACUCGCCGUAUUGCGGUUUCAAAACACUGAGCGGUUUGCGGUUAUUACAACCUUUAAGUCGCGGUUUUCGGUGAAAAAAAAGUGUCUGCGGUGAUAACACUCUUUAGAACGGUCAGCAUCCGGUUGUUUUACAAGCGCGAGCCAAGUGUUUUGUUUUACAACGAAUCAGGGUUCAUCAUAUCAGCUUACAAUUUAACUCUGUGGUUUGCAAUUACGGCCUUUUCCAGUUAAUACUUAAUGUGAUUAACCGUUUUGGCCAAAGAUGUGUAGACUUCGUGAAAUUCAAUGCCGGAUGUUAGCUCGCACAGCCGUACAGCCUCGUGUUCUCGUUGCUUUGAUUCAAUGCGCGACAAUGGCAACUCAGAUCGUCGAGGUCGCAACUGAAAGCGAAGAAGACGUAAUAAUUAAUUGCGUGGCAAUCUUCUAUGAAGAAGGAAAGGAAGGAGAGAAUUUCAGAAGAGCUGUACGUUUUAACAAUCGUCUUCUCCACUGAACCGUGAACUCUUUACGAGACAAAAAGGUCCCAAUUCCAGAAGAAACAUUUAUUCCGCGUUCCACAACUAGCACAGGGUCGUCCAAAGUAAUCAGUCACCCAAUGUAAGACGUACAGGAUCAGUGACAGAGUUUUUCAAAGUAAAGAUCCGAUGGAUCUUGUUUACUGUGGGUAAUGUCGACCGAGAUGUCGGUCGAUAUAGCGGUCGAUAUAGCGGUCGACACUCGGUCGAUAGUCGGUCGACACUCGGUCGACAGUCGGUCGAUACUCGGUCGACACUCGGUCGACACUCGGUCGACACUCGGUCGAUAUAGCGGUCGACAGUCGGUCGAUAGUGGGUCGACACUCGGUCGAGACACGGUCGAUAGUCGUUCCAGAUGUGUCUCAGCCGAUAUAGCAUUUGGUUAGUAGUAAAUAGAGUAUAAUAGUGUAGUACAAUAUAUCGUUAUCGUCAUGAUGGUAUGUUUAAUACUAAAGCACAAUGUUAUCAGAAUAUAUCACAAGUCUUGCUGACGUCAGCUUUCAUAUUGUGGCCUACUUGUACUCGCGGUUUCGGUAUUCGGGUAAAAAUCCGAUGCGGUUUGCGGUUUUUUGGCGUAUUUCUGUGCGGUUUUGCGGUUUUCAGACCCCCCUUACGCCCCCCUCAGUAAGGUACAUCAUCACCCUUAUUGUGAAAAAGAUGGUCUUUGUGCUUCUAAAUAUUUUUGAAUAGACCUGCUAUCAGUCGGAAGGGCUUCAUUUCCUUCAGUGGAAAUCUUUUAUAAUAAAUCCCAGUAUAUAAGAAAAACCUUGGACAGUACAGCUGUAUAACAACAAGUGGCACUCUUUUACCCAUUAGUUGUAAAAAGUAUGGAGUAGCCUCAUUUCAACUAACAUCCGUUUACCAGUCUGUAGGUAUAAAAUGUACCUCAUUAUUUUCAGGUUCCACAACACAAUAAUUAUUGUCGGUUUUCACAUGGUGUCCCUAUAAUUCAAACUACAAAACUAUCUAAGUGUUCUACUGAGAUUUUACAUUCAUGUAAAAUGCAUGAGAGCAGCUGAAAACUAAUUUUCAAACAAAUUUUUGCUUCAAAGUCAUUCUUGGUUUUGUGAUAGAGUACGCCUGAAGAUCUAAGCUUUCGUGUGACAUGGCAUUUACAUGAUGGCUGAGAGGGCUGUCAUGUGUGUUAAAAAGUGACUUAUCCCGGGGAACUUUGCUAUCUAAACAGUUCAUGUAUUAGAAAAAAGCAUUACUUUAAUGUUUAUAAGUUCCUCCAGGAAUAAAUUCACGCUUUUGUAGCAAAACUCGGUAACAGAUGUUCCUGUUGGUUUCCGUCCAUCAUGUUGAUGCUCAUCCAGAUGGACCCCAGCAUGGCAUCUACAUACAAAUCUCUAUAAAUUUGGGUAAUAAAUUAUAUUUCUUUGGAUAUCUCUUAUACAAAAUGUUCCUCUGACCUGAAUCUUGGCGAGGGUCUUUGCAAAUUUACCUCCUUUUAUUUCCUAGAUUCUGGACUAGUAAAGUGCUCAAACAUUUAACAGAUAUGUUUGUACUCUUAUUUUUCAUUGACAGUUAUUGAGCAAUGCUGUAUCCUUAUUAUUUUUAUCGUCAACACUAUCAAUAUGUAACAAGUAAACUGUUAUACUGUAUUAUUACUUUCCUGUAGAUGUUAUGUCCAUGGGUAAGAACAUGGUGAAAGAGCUUCUUGGGGCAUUUCCAGGAAUUGAUGAGGCUAUGAGUUUUGCAGAAGUCAUGAGGUAGUGUAUAGACUAUUUUGAGUAGACCCAAGAUGGAACUGUUCUUAAUAUAAUCAAUUGGCUUUUUCUCACCAGGUUGGUUAACACGAUGGAUUUCACUGUUGUUGUGUUUGAUACAGCCCCUACUGGCCACACCCUUAGAUUGCUGGCCUUUCCAUCUAUUAUUGAGAAGUCUCUUGGAAAGAUUAUGUCUCUUAAGAACAGUAUAGCACCAUUCAUAUCACAGGUAUAUGGCUCAAAUACAAAUAUGUGUACCGCAGAAGCUCGGGCGAGAAUGACCUGUUAAAUAUUAGGGUUGGGAGGGCGGAGAGAAGAAAUGAAAUUGUGCAAAUGGUGAGAGCGCGGUUUUCACUACCGGCUCAAAAAUUGGAAGCUGAGACAUUAUUGAUCUCGCCUUGGUUAUCACGGGUACAGUGUACGUGGCUCAACAAGACCUGGCCGAUUGCAUAACAUUUAGUUUUAACAAAUGUUACGAGUUAUCUAAACACAGAAUUUCCAAAGCGUCGUCUUCCGUAGAUGGAUGCAGAAAUCGCUACGCUUGGUCCAAACCGCCUAAUAUGUAACUUGUUGGCCGUCUCUCAAAAAGAGGAGGCAAAUGACUAAGGCUAGUGCCUGCUUCACAAAACACUACACAACAAAAAAGGAAUCACCAUUACACUCUGUAUUAAACGGAACAGCUCCGCAUCAAAAUUUCCAUCCGCUAGGAAAAUUUGUCCUAGUUAAAAAUUUAUUUGAUGCGUAGAAGAUCAGUUUCUGGUCUUGGACAAUUAAUGAAUGGGACUCCUUUAUUUUUCUUUCUUUACUUAUUUGACUGAUCCACGAUUAAUUUUUAUCGAUUUAAAGUGAAUUACGUAAUAUUUUUUGUCUAAUUAUUUAUUUUUAUUAGUAUUUACCUUAAAAACUGCGUUAUGCCCUCUCGUAGUUCUCGUAUAUGCGUGCAGGAUCGAGUGAAAACUGUCGCGAUCUGUGAAAAAUAUACAAAUUAUUAUAUACAUAUAACAUUACAUUUGUAACAAUGUUUUUGAAGACCUGAAGCGAAGUGUAAAAGAUGACAAAAGCAGAAAGACUCUUCCAUUCCUUGGCUUAUCUUGCCACAAAACUAUCGAUUUUUUAUUUUUGUGAGUGUUGGUCUCGAUCUGAGUAAAUGGGUGGCUUUAACGUUAUUUAGGGAUCACAUACAAUUAGUUCCCAGGCCAUGUGACUUUUUUUCAUAUACUGCUAUCGUUUGGUAAUGAUAUUGAGCGUUCCGUAAUGAAGGAAAGAUGGCCGGUUGUGUAUUCCUUGUUUGUAGAGUGCGCCCCACCGAACCUUCAGGUAUCCUAGUUGGCAGGUUAUCUUUUUUAACGCGUACUACACUUCAAACAAACUCACUAUAAAGCGCAAUUAGCGCUACGUUUAUAGAUAAUAUUUUUGCGAAAGAAGCAAAGGAGUAGGCGUGUUAACCAGAAAAGUAUGCGAGUUGACGCAUGGCUUGUAAUGCGCCACACUCGGCGAUAAUAUUUUUGCCUAUUCACAGAGGUCUUAUUUGUACGUACUUGUCUGAGCAAUCGGGCGAGUAGGGCUCUUCUCCAUGUCGAACUCUCAUGUUUGAUUUCCCAUUAUUUAAGGCAAACAAAGCUCCGCAGUAGCUGGUUUUCAGCUGUUUCUCAGCAGAAACUUAAACUUUUAAUAACAGUUCGCCCGGGCAGGGGUGAUUUUGCAGAAUGCCGAACGCCGAUUAGUGAUUAGGGUUAGGAAACUGAGCGAAUCAAGUUUCAGGUCCUUUUUCCCAGUACAGUGACCCUAAUAGGACCCACUCACUUUCCUAACCUUGAUCACGAAACUUUAGUGUCAUUCGGCCAUUCGGCGUUCUGCAAAAUACCCCCUGCCGCAAUUCGCCUCUUAGUAAACAGAAACCAUCAAGAACGUGUAUUGUACAAUACUCCUUUUUCUUUUUUUCUUUUCUUUAAUUUUUUUCUUUUGCUUAUCAUCAUCAUCAUUAUUACUUACUUAUUUUUUUCUAGUUUGGGUCAUUGCUAGGCAUUCAUGACAUGAACGCAGAUCAAAUGACCAAGAAACUAGAGGAUACAUUACCUGUCAUACAGCAAGUCAGUGAACAAUUCAAAAAUCCAGUAUGUGUUAUUUUGAUUCUUCUUUUCUUUAACCAAAUGUGAACUUCUCAAACUUGGCUUGAAUAGAAGAAAAACAGGAUAAAAUGUCCCACUGAUCUUAAGUUAGAGGUAAUUGAUUCCCACUGAUAAAACACUACUUUUACAGUGAUCCCAAGUUAGGCGUACCCCCCAAGAUUCCAUCAAUGAAUUUAUUAUUCGAAGGUUGAAUCCGUUGGUAGUUGUGGAUUUCAGACCCAUCUGUUUAGUCUUGCAUGCGUAAUCAGCCGUGAAUUCACACGCGAAGGAGUUAGUUAAAUAUCUACCAGCUGUUUUCAGAAUUUGAUGUAAAUGUCUUCGAUGCAAUUUUAACCAUUCAAAGUUUUCAAACUGACCAAAUACAGAUAAGUUCUCGUAAAAUAUUUACUGCUCAUUACGCAUGCAGCAAUGCCGACUUCAGUUUCACACUAGUUACGGGAACGACUAACGGAUUCAUUUUUCAAAUAAUCAAUUCAUUAAGAGAAUCUUGGGGCCUCCGAAUGUGCGAGGAGAGCCGAGCGGCCUUCUUCCCUUCUACCCCCAUCCCUUUCUGAGCACGCUUUCUCGCCUUAUGGCCGUAUCCCUUACGAGAGAGGGUUUGCUCGCUGACUAUUCUCACGAUCACCUUUACUAUAGAACAAUAAUUAAGUUCCGUAGAUAUAUUUAAUCCCUUUGCUACACAAAGAGAAGUAAAAGAGUCUCUCUAAAGGGAGAAGUACGUUUAAAAAUAUUCUCUGAGGUGAAGUGAAUUAUUUUUUCAUCUUCAAUGACAACAGUCUUUUUCCAGUGAUAUCUGUAUAUAUUUUAUGUGUUAACCAUAUACGUACUUGUUUUUUGUAGGAUCACACAACAUUUGUCUGCGUGUGUAUAGCAGAAUUUUUGUCUCUUUACGAAACAGAGAGACUAGUGCAAGAACUCACCAAGUCAGAAAUCGACACGCAUAACAUAAUAGUAAAUCAGCUUGUUUUUCCUGACAAAGACACUGGUAUGACGACCCUUAAUCUUAUCUUAAUUGUUAUUAGGGAAUUGUAGUUCUCCCCGUCUUUUCAAAUUCCAGCGUUAACUCUGGCGUUAUAAUGGUUGUCACUUUCGAAUCUGUUGGUCAAAUUCUUGGACAACACGUAUAGCUGUCAAGAAGAAUUGUCUUUUUGAUAUUUUAAGUGCUUAAUGAGGUUGUUGCAACUUUUGAGCCAGCCUGUGACUGAAUAACUCAAUAUGUGCAUUUUAGCAAACUUGAACCGUGAUGUCAUCAAAAGAGACACCCUGAAAAGGCCAGGAUCAGAUUUUAUCCGCCAAAACAAGUUCUUGCUAUUUCUUGGAAUGACGUGAAAAUUUAUUUCCCCUCAAUAAAGAAAACGAAGCGGAAAGGUUUAGAAAGUCAGCCUCGAAACUCACUCAUGCAACUUGUGCUACAGGGAUCUUUAAUUUUGGGAUUUCUGAGGAGUUGCCGAAACAUUAAAUGAAAGCGAACCGUAGGGUUUUAAAUCGGUUACCCAGUACCCUGGAUCAGUCUAAAGGUCCAACUUAACGUAUUUAAGCGAUGAAGUAAACUUACAUACGUCCACAGUUGGGGAAAAACCCAUGGUUUAAAUUUGCUUUUUUUAUAGGUGCGGCGUGUACUUUAUGUGAAGCACGAGCGAGAGUUCAGAACAAAUAUCUUGAACAGGUAACAAACACAUUACAGUCGUAGCCUGCUUGGCAGGCGUUAAAAGGGGGAGAGGAAAUUUGGGAGCGCGAGAGCGCGUUGGGUGCGCGAGGGAGAAAGGAAAGGAAUGCCUGCAAGGACGCCAUAGAGUACUAAAGUAAUGACGUCAUAAAAAUGAAAUUUCUGAAAUUAUGGGAUUUGUCAGGAUAUUCUGAAAGAACAAUGUUCAAGAGGCCUACUUGCCAAAAAUGAGCAUUUCGGGGCAAAUUGUCUCCGAGAUCGUAGCCCAGUUAUACUCAGAAAACUCAAUACAAACCCUUCUAAAUUUUUUUGGGGGUCGACCCAAAAAAAAUUUAGAAGGGUUUGUAUGGAGUUUUGUAAGCAUAACUGGGCUACGAUCUCAGAGACAAUUUGCCCCCAAAUGCUCAUUUUGGGCAAGUAGGCCUCUUGGACAUUGUUCUUUCAGAGCAUCCUGACAAAUCCCAUAAUUUCGGAAAUUUCAUUUUUAUGACGUCACACUUUAGUACUCUAUUGUUUUCUCCAUUUUUCAAGCUCAGAUUAAAAAUAGUGAUUGGUCAGAAUUAAUUAAAUGUCAAUCUUCGACGUAAUACCUUUUUCUGAUUGGUUGAAAUCAACAUCACGCCAUUUGAGUUACUAAACGUAUGUCGUUAGUGAAGCGUGAUGAGAUUUCUCUAUGGGAAUUCAUCGUUAGAAGACAUCAGCUUAAAAGGAGAAUAGAAAAAAGCAGUUUAAGAAUCGUAUGAAGGAAAAGGCGUUUUACCGACUGGUUCUGAAAAGUAUCAUCUCCCAACGGCAGUGGACGACCGCAUUUGAACUUUUUUAACAUUAACUUUACUUUAGAUUUCUUGUUUUAGGAAAACAAAAGAAAAACAGUGCGAGAAAUACGACGUGCAUCGCGGCAAGACAAGUUUGACAGCUAGUCAUUCACAGUUGCGUUAUUUUUGUUAUUCUUUUAAUUAGUAGACGGGAUGGCGAAAACAAUGGUUUCCUUGCAGGCGUUCCCUUCCUCCCUCCUCCCUCCUCCCUCCUCGCUCGCGCGUGGUCUCGCGCCCUAAUUCCCUUCCCCUUUCCUUUCGAACGCCUGCCACGCAGGCUAUUACGGUCGAAGCCGUCACAACAGACACACUUAACACAUUCACACCUCAUCUGACCGCAUAACGCCUGUUCAGAUUCUCUUCCCUUGUACCACCUGAUAUUCUCUUAACAUAUAUAGUCAAACAUUAUCUACACUCGUUGCGGCCCGUUUAGAUCUUCGUCCCUUAAACCAGUUGUGACUCUCUUAACACAUUCAAACAUUAUCCAAACGCGUUACCGUUCAGAUCCUGGUCCCUUAAACCACUUGUUACUCUCUUAACACAUUCACACUAAAUCCACCCGCGCGUUUAGAUCCUCGUCCCUAUAAUUAUUGGUCGCUUUUAUUUUCAGAUUCAAGAUUUGUAUGAAGACUUCCAUGUUAUUCGCCUCCCACUAUUAGCUCACGAAGUUCGUGGAUAUCACAAAAUCGAGCAUUUCUCGAAACAUCUAAUCACGCCUUACGCAGUGUAAACAUUUGAAUAUACAUAUGUGAUCAACCGUGUCAUCUUUCUUAUGUUGUCUGUACUAUGGUCCUCAAAUCCUUAAAGGUUCGUUAACAUUAAUAAGGGAUAAGGUUUCAGGGACAUGUUCUACAGGAAUAUUACUUACUUAAUACUUACUCAGUUAGGCCGGGAAUCAUCCCGAGUCGUCCUAAUAUAAUCUUUGCACACGAACUGAUCGAGCGUCGGAUUUCUUAUCUCUUUGGUAUUGUCCAGUCCUGUGUCAGCCUUGAUGGUGUCAAUGUAUGUAGUUCUUGGUCAUGCUGGGGUUCCCAAAGCAGCACUUUUGAAGCAGUCUCUUCAUUGUGACGAGCACAAUGGCCAGCAAAUCUUAAUCUUCUCGCACGGAUUGUUUCACUAUCUAUUGGGAGGCUCCGAAUAGCUCUUGGUUGUUCAUAUGUUGUUGGCCAUUUACAGCAUUCUUAAUUAAAGCCUCUGUAAUAUUUGUUAUCUUACAGGCGAACACAGAAUACUGGGCAAAAAAUUGCCAAGUGAAGUUUUUAACUAGUUGAUUAAAGUUUAACUUCUUAUGACAUGUCAACCGUUAGGAUUUGUUAUAGAAUUUCACAGGCAUCAAGGACAAUCUUGUGAACUGCUUGCAACAUCCCUCCAUGAAAACUCUUUUUUUUGCCACAUAAUGACGAAAAUUCUUUUCGUUCGCGCACCAAACGUAUUAGUGUCAGUUAUUUUGGCGACAAAAUCAUGUUCGGUUUUCCAGUGUCAUAUAACAGCAACUGCUCCCAAGGACAUGAAUCCCCGUUUAUGAAAGCAAUAAAACACUGCCCUGGUAUUACUUGACAGGGUGGACGAUCUUUCUACCUCUUUUCCAAUGUCUUGGUCAAGCUUCCCGUCCCAUAAGUUGGACUACAAUGAGUGACGCAGGGUUUGAAAAUCCCCUUAUCUCCUUGCCAUCUUGGCUUUAAGGCUUUCUGCAUAGUUUCAAUAAAGUUGUCAUAGGAAUAGGACAAAAAGAAUUGAAAAACCUAAUUAGGAAAAAAAUAGGCAUGCUCAUUUCAUUAAGGGAUCUGCUUUCACGAAAGAAAGAAGAAGAAAAGGACAUUUUCACAGAGGCCAGUAUAUCCUCUAAACUGUAUUAAUGCAAAAUUAAAGUAUUUAACCGUUCUGCAAAACUGUUGUCAGGAACAUAAAAAUCAUCAAACCUUAAUUUCCAUGACUAAUUAAUUAAAACCUAUUUGCCUUUUUUCUCUUAUGACAAGGUGACUAUCAAUACACACCGCACCUUUUCAACUUCC
This is a messenger RNA of Porites evermanni, 13451 nucleotides long. NCBI's taxonomy places the organism in Eukaryota, Metazoa, Cnidaria, Anthozoa, Scleractinia, Poritidae. The record is from the annotation of a GenBank genome assembly.